This is a messenger RNA of Aspergillus steynii IBT 23096, 1707 nucleotides long. RefSeq lists its product as uncharacterized. Gene Ontology annotation, biological process: response to xenobiotic stimulus; DNA-templated transcription; regulation of DNA-templated transcription. Gene Ontology annotation, molecular function: DNA binding; zinc ion binding; DNA-binding transcription factor activity, RNA polymerase II-specific. The record is from RefSeq and is a predicted model, not a curated record. Lineage: Eukaryota; Fungi; Ascomycota; Eurotiomycetes; Eurotiales; Aspergillaceae. The transcript has a single exon. Bases 1 to 1707 code for a protein of 568 amino acids.
AUGUCGACAACAAUCGCCAAGCGCAAGCGUGCCAUGAAGGCAUGCAUCCCCUGCCAUCAGCGCAAGCGAAAAUGCGACACCGUCUAUCCUUGUGGCAUGUGCACCACCUACGGCUACAACUGCAGAUACACCGACGAAAACAAGCGCGUCAGCCUCGACGGUGAAAGUCGUCUGACGAGCCGAGCUACCACAGACCACAAUCCGAGCAGCCGGCCCCAUGCGGAGCAAGACCGCCGCGAAGGCGAAGGCUCGUCGAAUAAUAGUCCCGUCGUGGCGGCCAGCGCGUCCCCGGGCAUCUUCGACGCGCAGAAGCUCAGAUACUCCGGGGCCUCGGCGGCCAUGGCAUUCCCGCACAUCCUGGGCGUGGCUCUCGGUUCCGACAGCCCUCCAAAGAUGCGCUCGUUCGCGUACAACUUCGGCAUUCGCCCCGAGGAGGCAUCCCAUGCGCACUGCUUUCUGGGCACUUUCAUCUCGGAGGAAGACCUCGGGGAAUUCUCGGCCGCCUUUUUCUCGGUAUUCGGUCCCAUCGGCGACAUGAUAGACCCGAGAAUCUACGCCCAGCGAUGCCGCGAUUAUUACCAGAACUCGGGCAGCAAUUCCGUCGCCUUUGCCGCUGUGGCUGCGGGCGUCGCUGCUGUCGGAUCGUUCCUCUCUCCCAGCAGACAUCCACGGGAGUCGGACCUCGUGCAGUACGCCAAGGCCAUCCUCGAUGAUCCGGCCUCCAUGCGCUGGCAUGGAAUUGACCACAUCGUCGCAUGGGGUUUGCGGGUGUUUUAUCUCCGGGCAACGACUCGACCCAGCAAUGCUUGGAUCGCCUCGUGCACGCAAAUGCACCUCUGCGAAGCAAUCGGGCUGCAUGAGGAAGAGAACGUCAAGAAGAUGGCGUCCCUCGCCGGCGCCGCUGCCCUCGGACAUGAUGCAGACCGACUGCGGAGGAUCUUCUGGAUCUCGUGGGCCGCGCAUAAUAUGCUGUCGUAUGAGUACGAUCGUUCGCCCGUCGCAUUCCGGACCGUCACCUGUCAGCCUAUCAUCUCGAUCCCAGGGUCCGUCGCCGACCAGUUCGUCCAACUGAUCCAGAUCAUUCCAUCGCCCAAUUCUCCCUUCCAGAUCGAGUUGCCGCAUGUAACUCCGAGUGAGAAGCUCUUGGCACAUCUCAAGGCGCUCGAUGAGUUCCAAGUUAGCCAUCCGUUUUUCGUGGUGACCAAGGCGGAGAUUGCGUUUUGCUUCUACCGACGUCUUUACCAGCUCAAAGUCCGCAUACCGGACGAUGCCGUUACUCUGGUAAUUGCUAACGGUAACUCCGCGAUAGAGGCAGCCCAGCAGCAAGCCAGCGAGGGUCGUCUGUUCUGGAACGUCAUCGGCAGCGUCUUCCAGUAUACGUGCAUCCUGUUGGCCAUUGACGCGCCGCCGGCCUCCGCCCACAUUGGUGCCGCAUUUAAGGGCCUGGAGAACCUUGUCAAGGCUGCCGAUACGGUGCUAACACGGGAGGCGUUGUCCAUGGCGCGACACCUCCUCAGCCUUAAUGUGGCGAAAAAGCGAAGAGAACUUGCCCAGCUAGAAGCUGUCGAGGCGGGUUAUGAAUUCUUCCAGACACCGCCGGUUUCUGAAGCUAAUGCUGCUGCGUCAGACAUGGAUUGGGCGGUGGACUGGGAUCAAUUCUUCAUCGAGCCGUUUUCGUUCAUGCUCGGUCCUGAUGUCCAGUUCUAG